GCGUUGCAUUGGGCGUGCCACGUCGGCGACGAACUCGUCGCCGCCGCGUUGUUAUCGCACGGCGCCGACGUCAACGCGGUCGGCGAGCUCGACAACACGCCGCUGCACGUCGCGUGCGCGAAUCACCACCUGGGGAUCGCGCGGAGGUUGCUCGCGAGGGGCGCGGACGUGCGCGCGGUGAACAACUACGGCACGACGCCGGCGCAGGCGCGUUCUCCUCGCGCCGGUUCCCAUACGACCCCGUUCGCGUAG
Molecule: messenger RNA, 252 nt
Organism: Micromonas pusilla CCMP1545
Lineage: Eukaryota; Viridiplantae; Chlorophyta; Mamiellophyceae; Mamiellales; Mamiellaceae
Exons: 1
Molecular function (GO): protein binding
Source: RefSeq, a predicted model, not a curated record